AUGGUCAGCGCGCCGCUGGACUCGGCCGCCCUGGCGAGCCACUCCCACGACCACUCACACGACGCCCACAGCCACGAACACAGCCAUGCCGCGUCUCACUCCCACGACCACGACCAUAGCCAUUCGCUUUUCGGCCAUAGCCAUUCCCACGGAGCUGGCCACAACGAGCUUUUAAAAACCGAUGCCAAGCUGAUCUUGGGCAACCCGGCAGUGAGAAUCACCUGGGUCGGCCUCUUAGUGAACGUGGGGAUGGCGAUUUGCAAGGGGAUUGGUGGUAUCUACUUCCACUCGCAAGCUUUAACUGCCGAUGCCAUCCACUCCGUCUCGGAUAUGAUCCUGGAUUUUUUGACUUUGGCCACCGUCAAUGUCGCUAAUAAAGUCGGUUCUCCCACCCAUUUCCCUCUUGGCUACGGUAAGAUCGAGACGGUGGGGCUGAUACUCAUUCUGGGCAUUUUACUCUUUGCCGGUAUCUCGGUAGGGUGGCUGUCCCUCCUCCAAGUGCUCGAGUACACGUUACCCGCCUACUGGUACGAUAUGGUGCUGCACAUCCAAAUUGGCCACUCCCACUCCCACUCGCUCACCACCACCACCGAGGACUCGCUGGUGGGCCACUCCCACUCCCACGGCGACCACAGCCACUCCCACGCCGAGGUAGUGAGGGAAGUGCCCAACAUCAACGCCGCCUGGAUUGCGGCGGCCCUGAUUGCCGUCAAGGAAGUGCUCUACCGGAAAACGAUGAAGGUCGCCGCCGACACAAACUCCAAGGUGCUUGUGGCUAACGCCUGGCACCACAGAGUCGACUCGUUGACCGCCGCCGUGGCCCUCGUCACCGUUACUGGUGGGGUGAUGUUUAACGUCGCCUGGCUCGACUCCGUCGGUGGUCUUCUCGUGCUGUACUUGAUCGUCAAGGCUGGGUGGCUGUCGUUUAAAACGGCGUGGAACGAAUUGGUCGACGUCGGUGAAAAGCCGGGGAUGCCCACCUACGACAAAGUCGAAGGCAUCGUCAAGGACGAAUUGGCGGGUAACCGCGACUUGAGAGCGUUCCACUUGAAGCGGUUGCUGGUGCUCACUCUGGGAGCCAACACCAACGUCUACCUCUGGUUGGCGACGCUGGACCCCUCCGACGCCAGCUACACCAUCACCCAGCUCAACUUGAUUGAAAACAAGCUCAAGUACUUGAUUCGCCGCGACGACCCUUUCAUCAAAAAGGUGUUUGUGCGUUUCUGCGACGAGCUGGUCGUCGAUUAUGACUCCGACUCCUCCACCACCCACGGCAUCGAGGACUUAAAAUCCAAGCACUAA
This is a messenger RNA of Diutina rugosa, 1302 nucleotides long. RefSeq lists its product as uncharacterized. NCBI's taxonomy places the organism in Eukaryota, Fungi, Ascomycota, Pichiomycetes, Serinales, Debaryomycetaceae. Gene Ontology annotation, cellular component: membrane. Gene Ontology annotation, biological process: monoatomic cation transport; transmembrane transport. The record is from RefSeq and is a predicted model, not a curated record. Gene Ontology annotation, molecular function: monoatomic cation transmembrane transporter activity. Bases 1 to 1302 code for a protein of 433 amino acids. The transcript has a single exon.